AUGACACAGUCAUGGUCUCAAGAAGAGUUGAAUGUUCGACGAAGAGUGGUUCAAUUUUUUAAUAUUAGAGCAAAAAAACGAAUUAUGGCUUCUUUUAAAGCUGUUGAUCUAAUUGAACAGCCUAAAAAUGGUAUUUUUGUUUCCUGCCUUUAUUGGUAUGAUAAGAAAAUACAAUGUGAUAAAUGGUAUUUCACUUCAACGGAUUACCUAAAUUUACUUGAAAGUCUAACAGGAAUUAGACUUACUUCAGAUGAAAAGAAUCGAAUUCGUCGUAAUCUUGAAGAAUAUAAACCAAUAACAGUUGGUAAAAAUAAGAAUGAUGGUGAUGAAAUAUAUAAAGAUUUGAUGUCCUAUUCAUUUGCAAAACCAAGAAAUGUGGAGAAAGACAUCAAACUUUAUGAAUGGAGGCACCUGUUACAUGCUGUAGAAAAAAUUAUUAAUAAAUAUGAUAAAGCAAAAGAUAUACAAAUAAGAAAAGUAGAUCGAAUAAAAAAGUCAAUUCCUUUGGUAAAGAAAUCAAUGGAUAGUACCUUUAUAAAGAAAUACAUAUGUGAGGAUUGGAUUCCAAUAAAGAAGAAGUUCGAUAAGUUUAGUUUUGGUUUAUAG
Molecule: messenger RNA, 606 nt
Organism: Rhizophagus irregularis DAOM 181602=DAOM 197198
Lineage: Eukaryota; Fungi; Glomeromycota; Glomeromycetes; Glomerales; Glomeraceae
Source: RefSeq, a predicted model, not a curated record